AUGAAGUCGAAUGCAUGGCGCAUCGUUCAGGGAUUGACUAACGCAGAGAAACUGGUCCGCGUGGGAACCACUAAUGAUGGCGGAAAGUGGAUAUGCAGUCCUUUUAGAAUUCCUUUACAAUGCAAGCUGGUAUCGCUUGGAUUAUACAAUGAAGUUACAUUUGAGCGGGAACUACAGUAUAUAACUAAUAGCCGCUGUAGUAUUUAUGGAUACGACAUGAAUGAACAAUCGCCAAAGACGGAAGAAAUCUUGAAAAAAAUUCGAACAAAAACUAGAAAGGCAACAAUAAGUAACACCACGGAUGAAACUAGAAACAUCAUAUCAGAACUGGAACUUCUAAAAGUGGAUAUUGAGGGUGAGAUUAGUAUACCAUUUUUAAAAAGACUCGAAUGUAACUACUGUACAGAAAUCAUGGUCGAGAUCCAUGGAACGCCAUAUGACACAGCUACGUUGCUUCGACUUCUCUCUAAUCAUGGCUACUGGUUAUAUUCCCAUGAAAUCAACGGCGCUUGGCAUACUCUUUGUGAAUUCUCGUUCAUUCAUGAGUCUGCGUUCACUCGUUACGGGGCAACACCGAUGGCAAGAUACCUGAACUGA
This is a messenger RNA of Angiostrongylus costaricensis, 597 nucleotides long. Lineage: Eukaryota; Metazoa; Nematoda; Chromadorea; Rhabditida; Metastrongylidae. The record is from the annotation of a GenBank genome assembly.